This is a messenger RNA of Verticillium alfalfae VaMs.102, 378 nucleotides long. RefSeq lists its product with no specific name. The coding region runs from base 1 to 378 and encodes 125 amino acids. Lineage: Eukaryota; Fungi; Ascomycota; Sordariomycetes; Glomerellales; Plectosphaerellaceae. The transcript has a single exon. The record is from RefSeq and is a predicted model, not a curated record.
AUGAUAAAGUCGGCGAGCUCCGCGGCUGUAGUUGGCGCGAAGGUUGUCGCCGCCCGACUCGAUGAGGAGGAGGUCCGUGUCGAACUCGCGGUGCAGGUCCUCGAGCGCGGCGAGGUUGGUCGAGAUGUCCUCGGCCACGGCGGCGUGCGGGCAGCCGCCCGUCUCGAUGGCGCGGAUGCGCGAGGCCGGCAGGGCCUUGUGGCGGGUCAGGAACUCGGCGUCCUCGCGCGUGAAGAUGUCGUUGGUCACGGCGGCGAGCGAGUACUUUUCGCGCAGCGCCCGCGAGAGCGCCAGCAUGAGGGCCGUCUUGCCGGAACCCACGGGUCUGCCGUCUCGUCAGCAUGGUGCGCCAGCGUCUCUAUCAGGGGGGGGGAAUAG